Haemonchus placei is the source of this 1020-nucleotide messenger RNA. The record is from the annotation of a GenBank genome assembly. NCBI's taxonomy places the organism in Eukaryota, Metazoa, Nematoda, Chromadorea, Rhabditida, Trichostrongylidae.
AUGUUCAGAAAUAAACGCCGUUACGAAUCCGUCAGUUGGAACAUCACCAUCGGUAGCGACUGCCCGGGUUGCGAUCGGCACACAGUAACAGCCUCAAAAGUCCUGGUUCCCGAAGAUUUCAAUGAGUGCACCAAAGAAAACGACAUUGCCAUAUUUGAAUUGAGAGAAAAACUUUCGGGCACCUGGGCACAGCCUAUCUGCCUGCCUGAAAGAAAUGAACCAAUCUCAUACAAUCUUCACGUGGCAGCUAGAAAUUCAGGUUCAGUUCUUGUUAUAUUCGCUUGCUCGGGAUAUGGAGGUGGUCCACUGUUCCAGCUUAAUGAUAAUAACAAAUUCGUGCAAGUUGGAAUUGCAUCAGAAUUGUGCGUUGAUGGUAAGAACAAAGAGCAAUCGUUUGCACCGUACUACGAUAUCGAGGAUGACAUGACAGAUGUUUUCACUGACCUGCGCAAGCAUUUGAACUGGAUUUGCUAUAAGAUAGGACUUUGCUAUCGGCAAAAUAUUUUUACAACGACUCGCACUUUCCUGGAAAUGGCUUCAACCAUUCCGUAUGAUCCGACUGAAAGAAGUGCUCCAAGCAAUGGAGAAGUGCAAGAGAUUGUUCAGCCAAACGAUGAAAACCUGAAACGUGCAUCGGCUGGAGGCCCGGGAGGUCUAUCCUGCAAUGAAAUGUUCCUCGUUACGCUAGCCGUCAUCACGGUUGUGUUUGGCACUCUAGACCUCAUCUUCGACUACAAGCACGUAGCCCUCGCCAAAACUAUCUUUUCAAUGGCUCUCGCCGUUUUGACGAUUGUCGCAGUUAUCACCAAAUCUUCAAUACUCAUGUUAGUCGUCCUGAUUUUUCUGACAAUCUUGGUUGUCUUGGUAACUGCUGCACUGGUAGUCAGUGUGAUCUUGUUUUUCACUGAGGGAAAACAGCUGCAAACCGGUCAAAUAGUAGAGAUUAUUAUUACUGCCUUAUCAUACCUAUGCAUUGUUUUUGCCUGUAUUUCGGCUUGUAUACUUCGCGGGCAGUAUUAG